AUGGGGGACAUGGGGAAUCGCAUCUUCCUGUUUACCAAGAGUCGUGGGUCUUCCCACCCUGGAAUUGCAGAUAGCAUUGGAAAAAUCAACGACCAGCCGGUGAUAACGUCACCUGAGAAUUCGUCCCGAAUCGACAGGAGGAGACCAACGGCUUCUCAGUCGUCACUGAUUGUUCAAAAUGGCGUAGAUGAUAAUUGUGCAUCGUUGUCGUCCGGUGUAGUUCCAACACUUUCUCCACCAUCGUCUUCAGCAGCGUCCAUUUCCCUGUCGGAAUCCGUUAGCACUAGUGCUGGGGACAGGCUGCCUCUUGAACAUAUCCUCGAUAAUGACAGAAACGGAAACCUCAUUGCCCCAACUGGGGCUUCCAGUACAGGAAGGGAACACAACUGCUUCUUCCACAUUCUCGACUGCAAUAAAACCUUCGUCGAUCAUAACGAGUGGAAAAUACAUGUGCUGAGCCACUUCCGAACAUCCUCACCACCCACCAUAGCUCAAUGCCCAGCCUGUUCAUAUUCGACUUCAGACCCGCGACAUAGUGUCGCCUGGCGAACAAUGCUCACACACCUGGCCGGCGAACAUCUCAAGCACGGAUACCCGAUCCACAACUCGAACCCGAGCUUCGCUACCAUGCGGCACAUGUACUGCUCUGGCGUCAUUGAGAAGGAAGAUCUAUGCCUCCUGCAGCUCGUGGCAGCUCCUGGACGGCCAGGCUAUGACUCGAGUAUGGAUUCGGUGAGAGCUAAUAUCGGCUCAUCGGAUGACGCAUAUUUGAUCUAUGCGAACCCUCGACGAGAGCGAAGAAUAAGAGGAAGAAGACCUCCCCGUGUUAUCGUUGUUUAA
Molecule: messenger RNA, 840 nt
Organism: Paracoccidioides brasiliensis Pb18
Exons: 2
Coding region: 1-840 (279 amino acids)
Source: RefSeq, a predicted model, not a curated record